Molecule: messenger RNA, 2347 nt
Organism: Daldinia caldariorum
Lineage: Eukaryota; Fungi; Ascomycota; Sordariomycetes; Xylariales; Hypoxylaceae
Exons: 3
Coding region: 280-1830 (516 amino acids)
Biological process (GO): mRNA cis splicing, via spliceosome
Cellular component (GO): precatalytic spliceosome
Molecular function (GO): nucleic acid binding
Source: RefSeq, a predicted model, not a curated record
UGUAACUAAUGGUACCUUCCCUAGAGCUGCCUCUGAAGUUCCCUAACAAAUUAGUGCCGAUGACCUGAUAAUUAGUGGGCAUGGCGAUAUGAAACCCCUGUAAAUUUCAGAGCUUCUAGCGUCAACUUGACAUUAGCUUAGCUACCUGGUACAAUACGUAACUUUUUACUUUAGGUACAUUCCAACCUAAUAUUAUUCAACUUAUUUUAUUCACGACAUCUCUUUUUCUUCAGCCUCGCGAAGUAGGCUAAAACAACUAUUACCGAAACCACCACAGACAUGGCUGCUCAACAGCCGCGGACAGGUCUGUCCUUAUACGCUAACCUUCUCGAGCCCGAAGGCGACUCGUCUACCUCCAUAUCCCGCGCUCCAGUAGUGUCGCAAGAAGCGCUGGAAGCAGUGAAGGAGCAAGAAGCAACCAAGAAGCCUAUCGACCCUGCUCUCCGCUUCCAGCCGCACCCGCAGAUCCGCCGCCCGCAACAGAAGACCCAGAAGCCUAAACCCGCCUUCCCAAAAGUGCCCACGGUCCCCAAUGCCUCCAACAUCCCUGGGGUUGUCGCGGCCCCGCCAAAGAGUACGCUAGCCGACUGGGCGCCUACUGAGGAGGACGAGUAUAUGUACGGGACGGUGGAAAGGAGAGCUCGAGGCGGGCGUAAGAAGAAAAAGAAGAAGGCCGAAGAUGUGCCCGUCGAGACGGAUUGGGACGAGAUUUACGACCCUUCGCGGCCGACAAAUGUAGACGAGUACUUGCGGAGUGACGAACGCAUACGCGAGGUACGAGAAUGGAAAGACUUGCUUUACAAGCAUAAGCGGCGCGACGACGACGAUUAUGACAACGACGAGAGGCGCGGUAGCUGGGAUAGCGAGGAGGAAGAUAGGGCUCCAGUACAGAACCAAUUUGCGCCCCCAGGUUCAUAUUCCUUCGCCCCGCCGCCCCCUUCACCUCCCCGAGCUUCGAUACCAGACGACAAGACCGGCGACGAUGCCUACGCACGCCGACUAGCCAUGUCCCAAGGCGCCGUACCUCCACCUCCACGCUCGCCUACACCUCCUCCCCCGCCGCCACCUCCUCCGCCUCCGGCACAAGCAGCGCCACCUCCCGAACUAGAAACCGCAACGAUAUCCCGCGCACCGGUGCGGUAUACCCAACCACAACCUCCGGCGCCUCCCGAUCCAGACGCCAUGGACGAAGACCGGGACGAGGACGAAUACGUACCCCCCGACCUGCCGUCUAACUCCGAAGAAGCGCCCGAACAGCGUGCCAACAACACUCGAUCCCGCGAUAAGGGCUUCGCCGCGCGCCUCAUGGCCAAGUACGGCUGGUCCAAGGGCCAGGGUCUAGGCGCCGAGGCCACCGGCAUCCUGCAGCCGCUGCGCGUGGAGGUCGAGAAGCGGAAGAAGAAGUCGGACGCGGAAGGCGGCGGGUGGGCCGGGCCCGGCGGGCGCGGGCGCAUCAUCGGCUCGAAGACGGGCGAGGCAGCGCAGCAGCAGCAGCAAUCCGAGGGCAGCAGCAGCAGCAGCGGAAAGAGCAAGUUCGGACCGAUGAGCAACGUCGUCGUGCUGCGGAAUAUGCUGGAGGGCAUGGAGGACCUCCAGGCCGAGAUGGAGUCCGGGCUCGGGCAGGAGAUCGGCGAGGAGUGCGGCGAUAAGUACGGCCGCGUCGAGAGGCUGUAUAUCGACGUCGAGGGCCGCCGGGUUUAUAUCAAGUUCACCGAUCAGGUCUCCGCCUUACGGGCUGUAAAUGCUCUAGACGGCCGCAUAUUCGCCGGUAACACUAUCCAGCCGCAGUUCUACGACGUGGACAAGUUCGAGCAGAGAAUAUACGAGUAAUGCAAUUAGGUUUUACCUUAGAGGUUGGGUACUCCAGGAUGCCUCUCGGUGGAGAGAGUUAUCUAAGAGUAAAAUAAAGGAGAGCUUCGCAUUUGCAUGAGUUAGCUAGAGAGCUGUCCGUAAUAUAUACCUAAGGUUAGGUACCUAGGUAUAUAUCUUAAUGAUUACCUAUAUACAAAGAUCAAAAGCCUUGGUUCUAUAACUACCUCAUAUAUAACUGGCCUACAAUGUUUCCCAUAACAAGAACGAGUAAUGUUAGAGACUCAAGCGUGGGUGUAUGUAUAUAAGAUAAGACAAAUAAAUAGACCCAUUAAAGGGAGGCCAGACUUGUUGAUUCCGGUUAGCUACCUCCUAUAUAAGAAGACCGCUUUUAGGAUGAACAUUUAAUGAACAAUUAUGAAGCUCUAGGAUUCACGUAAACUUUGAAGUAUCAACUGGGUAAACUGCUUAUAUAUAUAAUCGAGUCAUGUUUUCAUACCGGGUAUACUAUAGUACCUCCUAUUGAAGCCUUCGGAAU